Emiliania huxleyi CCMP1516 is the source of this 1338-nucleotide messenger RNA. RefSeq lists its product as hypothetical. The transcript has a single exon. The coding region runs from base 1 to 1338 and encodes 445 amino acids. The record is from RefSeq and is a predicted model, not a curated record. NCBI's taxonomy places the organism in Eukaryota, Haptophyta, Isochrysidales, Noelaerhabdaceae.
AUGAGUGGGCAGCCCACUCCCCGCGUAGCCCAAAAGGCAGCAGGAGGGAAAGGCUAUGGAGUAUACUCGUUUCUGGGCUUCGGCUCGCCAGAGAGUGGGCAGCGGCACUUUGGUGUCUUUGUCAUCCCACAAGGGCAGGCAUGGUCGGUCACGGACAGCAGUGGCUCCGUCAGCAACGUUGCCGGGCCAAAGACUCUUCGACUUCUGGGCAGCAUGCUCACCGAGCUCCGCAUUGUCGUGGCAAAAGAAUCUGAGUACAUAGAGGUAAGAAAGGUGACGGGCGAGAGCGAUAUCCUUGCUGGUCCACACUCGCUCGUACAGGAUCCGCUGCUGCACGUCUCGUGCUUGGUGAAGCCGGCGAUAUCAGUCAACAAGAACGAGGCGCUGGUAGUCUACCGCGAGUCUGAUGGCAAGGGCGGAAGCAAAGAGUCUGACGGCAAGGACGGCAAAGAAGUGUUGCGCGAGGUGGUGCUGGGGCCCGUGCUCUACAAACCCAAAUCCGCCAGUCAGUGGACGCACAACUUUUCGUGGCACGGGCACGACUCGAAUGGUGACAAGGAGGGGCUGGCGAGAAAAAAGCCGCAUGCGCUUCGGUUCACUAAGUUGAUGCUCGCGCCGUCUUCCAUGUACUACGAUGUUGAGAACGUCAGAACGGGGGACGACGCGCUGCUCACUGUUCGGCUCAUGAUAUUCUACCAGCUUGAGUCGAUUGAAGCAAUGCUCGACGCCACAAACGACCCGGUGGCCGACAUGAUCAACGCCGCAUCCGCUGACGUUAUACAGUUUUGCAGUGCUCGCUCGUUCGAGCAGUUCAAGGAGCAGGCCGAACAGCUAAACCGGCUGGGUCUCUACUCCUCUCUGACAUCUGUGGUGGCGUCUCGAGGCUUGACCGUGAGCAAGGUGGUCUUUCGGGGCUUCAUCGCUCCGCAGCGCCUACAGAAAAUGCACGAUGAAUCCAUCGAGAGGCGCACAAAGUUGGUGCUUGAGCGAGAAUCGGAGAUACAAGAGCAGAGGCUUGCAGACGAGCGGUUGGCCAAGGAGGAUGAGCGGGAAAAGGUGCGGCGUCAGAUGGAGGUGGCAAAGGCCGAGCACUUGGCAGCGCUCCAGCGAGCGGACUUCGAGGCACGCCAGCGGCAAAUGAAGGAGCAGGCGCAACAAGAGCUCGAGCUUGCGACGAGCAGGCAGAGGUUGGAACAGGAAAGUCUCGCGGGCUUGAAAGAGAGCCUCGGGCUCGCGGCGGCCGAUCUCGCGUCGCUGCUGGUCGCGCGCGCUCAUGUGCCAAGUAAAUUGAUUCAGGUCGCCGGCAGCGCCACGCCUGUCGUGCACGUGGAUCAAUAA